Lobosporangium transversale is the source of this 6011-nucleotide messenger RNA. RefSeq lists its product as hypothetical. Bases 259 to 5904 code for a protein of 1881 amino acids. The record is from RefSeq and is a predicted model, not a curated record. The transcript is spliced from 5 exons. Gene Ontology annotation, cellular component: GATOR1 complex. Gene Ontology annotation, molecular function: GTPase activator activity. Gene Ontology annotation, biological process: positive regulation of autophagy; negative regulation of TORC1 signaling; intracellular signal transduction. Lineage: Eukaryota; Fungi; Mortierellomycota; Mortierellomycetes; Mortierellales; Mortierellaceae.
CCUUGAUAUUCCGUUUGUCUCUCUUUCUCUCCCUUCCCAACUCUAUCUCUUGUAAGAGACCAUUUGCACUCAUACCCUUCGUUCGGGAUAGGGAAGAGGAAGAGUCUCAAGGAACCAAGGAACCAAGGAACCAGGAGGCACCAAAAGAACUAACCUCGACAACAAAGAAAGGCGCUCCUCCCUUUUCCCUCAAUCUUCUCACGACAAUACGUAGCUUAUUCUAUCUGACAUCACCCAUCUUCAUUAAGAAUCUGCGUCAUGUUCAAUUCGACAUCAAGUGUUGGACAAAAUGGCGGGCCGGGCACAGGAGGACCAACACGAGGGCCAUCAGCUCUCCCACCAAAUCCCUAUAUUGGCAGCAACAACACCGAUACACCAUUAUCAUCAUCAUCCACCUCAGCAUCACUUUCCACUGCUACAAAAAUCCAUGUCCACAAGGACGACUUCUCCAAAAGGGAUUUCCUGAUUGAUCCAGCCUUUUUUCCAAAUGUUCAACCCAAUGACCUAUUUGAGAUAUAUGACCCCAUAUUACCAAGAGAUAUAUCUCGAAGAUUGAUCAUUCAAUGGACUGGCCCUGAUAAGGACACUCAUCUUAAGUCUCCUGUUCAGGUGUCAAUCGCCACUAAUAUUGCCAAGGCGUUCGGACUCUUACCAAGACAGGAUGUCAUUGUGCAAAGGGUAGAACCAGCACAGUAUGCCGCAAAAUAUGUCGAGCUGACAUUUCGGGAUCAAUACGUUGGGCGAAGCGACAUGUGGCGACUUAGAACCAGUCUUGUUGGCUCAUGUGUAUAUGAGACAAAAAAGAUUUUGUUCCUUGGGUGUAUUAGAGCCCAGGUCAAAGAGAUCUAUGUUGGCAACCAAUCGGUGGCUAGUGGAUAUAUCACUUCAGAAACAAGGAUCAUAUUUCGCUCAGAGUCAGCUAAAUAUUUCAUCUUUAUCCAAAUGUCGCGUGAGAUGUGGGAAUUUGAUGAAGAUGGUGAGAUAUUCUUUGAAAAGGUGAUUUUUGGGUUUCUCCCAAACCUCUUUGCUCGCUGGCGAGGAAAAAGAGAUGGCAAAUCGGAGCUUGAGUCAGCCACCAACCAUGUUGUUUCGAUCGUUCUUUUUUCGAGAGUCUUUUAUCAAGAAGAGGAGGAAGCACGGUUUCGCAUUGAUGGAUAUCCUGGAGGCCAGUCAGCGUUGCAGAGAGGGGACGACGGCCGUUACUUCCAGGACUUUUACAGGGUCGUUGUUGAUUGGGAAGCAAGAACAGAUUGGACGACCGCCAUUAUUCCACUUAAGGAAGAGAUCAUGAAAUAUCAGCGAGAUAUUUUGCUACGCUCCUCUGGACAAUAUCAUAUUCUUUCAGGUGAAAACUCAUUUGCAUUCGAAGGCAAUGUUCUAGAGUCUAUCAAUCUGGCGCUUAAUUCGCUUGACAAACACUAUGUAGAUCGUGAUCUUCAGAGGACAGGAUUGUCAAUUGUUAUGAUCACUCCGGGAUCAGGGUUAUUUGAUGUUGACAAAAAACUACUUCGCUUGACAACAGAAAGGAUGAUCAGUGGUGGGAUUGGCUUAGAUAUGGUAUGCCUCUCAAAGAUACCCGCUCAUAUCGUACCACUCUUCAGAUGGAAAGGCCCAAUAUCAGACUCUAACGCUUUGCCGACAAUUCAACAUGGAACUGGCGCCUCACCGUCAAAUUUUAGCGUGCCCAACGCAAAUGGAAGCAACCUAAUGGUCCGCUCUACCAAUGUGCUCUCGCGACCUAAUUCACGCCCUCCGUCUAUCAGGGAAUCGCCUGCAGACAACCGAGCUGCCACGCCAUGGGCUAAGGCUUCCAAACCUCAUAGCCCAAACCCCCUACCAGAGGUUGAUGUAGACAAAGCCGACCCUCUCUACUACGAUUCACCGCCAACAUUUCCAUCUGUCUCUAAAACGUAUUACAUGAUGCCGCACUGGGUCGACUGUAUGUUCUACGUCGGUUCAGAAAAACCGAACCCCCAAAAAUUUUAUACUCGCUGCAAGAUGUAUGAAUUACAAAUGAUGGGGAUCAUGGAACACGAGAUAUCAAACAUAUCAAUUCCUUACAUUAACGAAAGCUAUAAUCCUCAGUACGCAGUAUCCUUUGGGAAACGGCUUAGCUCGACGGAUGUCCUUACUGCCCGAAGUCAAUUCUCCAAUCCAGUUGACUUUGAGAAGCACGAUAUUGAUGUAUUUUCGGAUCCCAAUUCGCCUUUAGCGGCCGAAAUCAAGCAAAUAAAUGAAUUGUCCAAUCAAUCGUCUCGAGGUAUGACGAGAGAUACCCUUUCUCUUAAUAACCUGGAAUCAUCAGUACCGCGAGCCUCUAAUAAUGGGCGUCGGUAUGACGGGUAUUUGGGAAACGCUGCAUACCAAUCAGUUUCGAACCACAAAAAUACUUCCAAUGAACUGUCGCGAAGUCUACCCAGAGCCUGGAAUGCCAUGAAUGGGGUGUCAACAAGUACGAUCCCAGAACAUCAAGUCCUUAAAGACCUAGCAGCGACAUCUGGACGUGUUUCAUUCUCUCUCAAGAGUGCUAACGGCUUCUUGGAGGAUAGUCGAACUGUCAAGCAUAGUGACAGGAAUACUGGAGACGAUUACGGCAAUCAUGAUAUGAAUGGACAGCAUGGACUUCAGGACGACACAAAUGGCGACCAAACCAACUACGGGCGCACAUCCACGCACAGCUAUAUCGAUAUGAAGCUUAGACCUGGACAUGCACGGGCAAGUACUGAUGAUGAUCCAGGCUUUUUGAGCUCAAGCACGGUCACACCAAUCUAUAUCUCUAAAAAUCACCGAGCUUUCCAAGAUGAGGGGGCUAUCUCAGAGAUUUCUGUAGCUGACUCGUGCAACACAGGCUCUUUGUCGAGUGACAAGGGCACACGGACAUACAUCUCAAACGCCACUGGGCAUGGAGGAAGAAUCAUUCAAACUCGUCAGAAAUCCAAGCAAACUCUUAUCAAUCCAUGCAACCCACCAAAGACCAUCAUCCGUAUGACAUCCCAUUUGAGACGCUGGCAGCAUGCCUUUCCACGAGUCAAAGCACGCUGUACAUCACCCAAUCUUAUUCGAAGCGAGGUCUACACGGACGGAUUAUCGAACACAGAAGCAUGGAGAGGUUUGAUUUCUCCGGCAUCCCUACCCUUGACAACAGACUAUUUCCCAACUCGAGAAGAACUUCAGGGCCUAUAUUCAGAAUAUAUCCAUACUAUCUCCCCAAGUGAAGAUGUCAGGAGCUUCAGCGACCAGGAGCGAAGAGCAAAAACCAAAGCUCUAAUGAAGGAGCUAAUUUACCACCGUUUAGCGCAGGGAUUCCAACUCAUUGUUGAGAGUACAUCCAUGACUUCAAAGACAGGCAAGGCAGAUCAUUUCAGUGCACCUCUGGAAAGGAAUACCGCAACAGAAGUCCAUGGGACAAUUAAUAGGUGCAAUACCAUCGGUGUUGGAUCAGACGAGCAGUCGGAUCCCGUUGCAAUGGAAUUCCCAUGCAAAGGUACUGGGAAAAGCAGUGGUGUUGUGUCCAACAAUGCAUCUAAAGAUAAAUCCUAUUACCUCAGCAUGGGGCAGCAGGUUCAUCGCCUCUCAAUCGACACAGAAGGAAAUAUUGAAGUCAAGCGAUACGAACGCCGUUUUGAAUAUAAACCUGAAAGUAUCAAGUAUCAGUGUGUUAUCUGGGCCAAACAGCUCCCGAGCUACAUGCCUCGAGACUUAACUUUCUCAUACCCACCUCUGACACAUUAUCAAUGGAAUUACCUGGAUCAUCUUGUCUCAGGAUAUCAAGAGGAGCUUACAGAAGAACUCUUGUACUGGAGAGCAAGAUUUAUUUUGAUCCCUACUGAACACGUCGUAUCGAACAACAUGACAAAUGUAACCGGUGAACACUUGGAUGAAGAAGAGAUGCGACUUGCUGGAUUUCAAAGGUUCUUGGAAUUGUUCCACAAGGCGCGCUACAUUGAUCUGCAAACCGAUCGGGCGGGUUCAUUGAAGAAGCAAGACUCGUCUGUUAAGGUCCAGCUCAUAACCUGCAGUUUUGCAGCAUGGGCAUUUUCAGAACUGGCUAAAAAAGAGCUUGAUAACGGACAGACAUCAAACACGGCUAUACCUGUAUUACCAGAAUCAGAAAAACUUAAUCGCAAUGUCAAGGUUCAGACGAUUGCUACAGCGAUUCAAAACUCACUUACAGGUAUCAAGCUACAGGAUCGUCGCUGGCACCUGCGAGUUUAUAAUAGCGUCUUUUUAGGCAAUGAGGUUGUGGACUGGUUGAUCAAUAAUUUUGUUGAUAUUGACACACGAGAGGAAGCCACAGAGUUUGGCAAAAAGCUUUUUGACAAAGGCCUGUUCAUCCACUGUCUUGGGAAACAUCAUUUCAUGGACGGCCAUUACUUUUAUCAGUUUUCAGGCGAGUAUGCUCCUUCCGGGAAAGAAAGGAAAGGCUGGUUUCGCAAUACAACUACAUCCCUUACUAGACGUGAUGUCGAUCUGGAGAAGAUCCUGAAUAAGGACAGAGAUCCCGAUCCUUCCUCAGAGAAAAUGACACGACCCUCUAUUAAACUGACUCCUAGUGCUACUAAUGGAUCGACCACGACGCUGGGGUCGGUUACUGGGGUGGCAGGCGGUGCGACCUCAGGGCUACUCAAUAACUCUCAGCCCUUGAACAGUGGUACGCCGUCAUUCAGAGAGCGUAUAGAGAUGUCUCAGAAGAUGUUAUCGCCCAAAAAGGUAGAAAUGUCCAAAGCAAUUACGAUUGAUGUUGAUCCAAACAAGAGAAGUGGACGAAGAGAGACUGCAAUCUUGCACUAUGAUCUCGCACACAAUAUCAAACACUGUUACCAUUUCCAGCUACAUUGGCUUGGAUGCACUGCCCGAUUAAUCGAGGAUAUGCUUCAAAGCUGGGGCAGGACUGCAGAGCGAUGCGGACUUCGGUUAGUAGAAGCACCAAUUGAGCAAGACACGCAAGGGCGCGCAUUUAACCCCUUUGAAAGCCCUGCACCUAUCAAACUCGCGCUUCGCCCACCACCCACCAAGGGCUUCUUCAAGCCAGCAUCAUCACUUGAACCUGAUACAGAACCUGUGCAAAUACCAAAACUGCAUUUUUUUACCGAGCUAGUGAAACUUCAUGGAUUUAUCCUCGACAUGGAAUCGGAUGAACUCUAUCCGCCAAUUACACAACUCACCUACUCGUACAAACGAGCUACUUACAAAAACAUUCAGUACGUGCAUCGGUCAGGGGUGGCAUUUAUUCAAAUCUCGUACAAUGGACCCUAUGAGUUUUUCUGGGUUAACAAUCGCCUUUUGACAUCACACUCGAUUCCUACGCCUGAGCGAGACCGCAGCGACUGGGAUCGAUCCAAAAUUAGCGGGGUGAAUGGUGGAGGUCAAGAUGGUGGUUCGUCAACAAACAAGAGUGCCUCAAAUAAUGUACCGAAUCCAGACGUCCUGCGAAAGAAAUUCGCUGCUACGUGUGCAGAUAAGGAAGCGCUAGCCAAGAUUUGGAGUGAAAUAUCGAGCCAUCUUGAGACUGUAUCUGGUAUUCAAGAUAUUUUGGAAGAUGUUCCUGAUGAAAGGGUUGUUGAGCGUGAAGGUUUGGAUUGGGUCAUGCCUUCGCUAGCGGCGCCUCGUCGCAAGUCUGAUAUCUAUGCCGAUAAUACCCAGGACAACUCGGCAAGCAACGGAGCGGUGGCGGCUGAUACUGCUAAGGAUAGCGGAUCCAGUAAUGAAUAUGGGUCUAAUGGUGUAGCUACGACGGCUGCUAAUGUCCCUAUGAUUCGUAUCGACAUGGAUCCAACGUGCGAUGAUGGCCUGAAAAUGACCGAGGCUGAUUCUAAUUCACAAAUUGAAAUAGAAGUUUCCUCACAGCCAUCGGCUCAUCAGCAACCGCAAAUGCCACAGGCACAAGGACUUUCAUUAGAUUGACCAGCUGCGCAAACAGAAAAGACAUCUACACCUAAUAGCCAGCACAUUAACCUUUGAAUAACGUCUCCUAACUUGGAAAAAUAAAAUAAAUAACAAUGCAAAAGCGG